AGCAAAAGCCCGCGCGCCCCGGUCUCCGGCCCUGGCAGGGUGCGGGGCCGGGAUGGCGUCGGCCCUGGACGUGUCCAGCCUGGCUGAGGACCUGCUGUGCCCCAUCUGCCUCUCCCUCUUCCGGGAGCCCCGCAUGCUGGAGUGCGGGCACAGCUUCUGCGCCGCCUGCCUGGAGCCCUGCGUCCCCCGGGGGCAGCGGCGUGGGCUGUGCCCCGAAUGCCGGCGCCCCUUCGCCCUGCGCAGCGUGGCCACCAACUGGGCCCUGCGCAGUCUGGCUGAGGAAGCCCGGCUGCUCAAGCUGGACCAGGGGGCCCCAGCGGGAUCAGGGAGGACCACAUGGUCCAUUUGCCCUGAACACCAGGAACCCCUCAAACUCUUCUGCUGCCAGGACGAGGGGCCCGUCUGCGUGAUCUGCCGGGACCUGCCCCAGCACCGGGGCCACGACUUCCUGACCGUCGCAAACGCCGUCCAGAAAUACCAGGACAAGCUCACGGCAUCUUUGGCCCCCCUCACGGAGCAUCUGAAUUCAACCACGGAAGUUCAACGCCACCAGCAGGAGAACCUAGUGGAGCUGGAGAGCUGCGCCCAGGACCUCUUGGGCUACAUCUCCGAGGAGUUUGAGGCUCUCCACCAGAUCCUGCGGGAGCAGGAGGAGGGCAUGAAGGAGGCCGUGACGAGCCUGGAGGAGGAGAACCGGGAGGAGAUGGAGGAGAGGCUGAAGGAGCUGGACGAAGAGGUGGCCUCUCGUUGCGAGACCCUGUCCAGGGUCCAGGCGGAAAUGGACCCGGCAGAUCCUGUGGCCUUCCUCCGGGGCAUCAAGGAGCUGAUGAGAAGGUGAGUGUGUGCGUGUCCCACACUU
Messenger RNA from Pelodiscus sinensis (Chinese soft-shelled turtle), 859 nucleotides. NCBI's taxonomy places the organism in Eukaryota, Metazoa, Chordata, Testudines, Trionychidae. The record is from RefSeq and is a predicted model, not a curated record.